Messenger RNA from Carassius gibelio (silver crucian carp), 1866 nucleotides. Its product is annotated as somatostatin receptor type 2-like. The coding region runs from base 10 to 1044 and encodes 344 amino acids. The transcript has a single exon. The record is from RefSeq and is a predicted model, not a curated record. Gene Ontology annotation, biological process: regulation of insulin secretion; cellular response to glucocorticoid stimulus; neuropeptide signaling pathway. Lineage: Eukaryota; Metazoa; Chordata; Actinopteri; Cypriniformes; Cyprinidae. Gene Ontology annotation, cellular component: neuron projection; membrane. Gene Ontology annotation, molecular function: neuropeptide binding; somatostatin receptor activity.
UUACCAGAAAUGGAAACCGCGAAACCUUUGGGAAUGUUUAACCACAAUGUGUCGAUUCUAGACCUGGACAGCGCUGCGAUAAACAACGUCUACAUUCGGGAGGACUCCGAUGUUUUCAGCGUCACCGUGGCCGUCUUGUACCUGGCCGUGUGCGUCGUGGGAUUGGCCGGGAACUCGCUGGUCAUCGUCACCGUUCUGAAACUGGACAAAAUGUCUUCGUCGACCACCGUCUACAUUUUCAACUUGGCUUUGGCGGACGGCCUCUUCAUGGUGGGACUCCCGUUCUUCGCCAUCCAAAACUUCCAGGACCAGUGGAUCUUCGGAGAAGCCGUCUGUAAGCUGGUGAUGGUUCUGGAUGGCAUCAAUCAGUUCACAAGCGUGUUCCUCUUAACGGUGAUGAGUGUUGAUCGUUAUAUGGCUCUUGUAGACCCGGUGCGCUUCGCUCGUUGGCGGACGCCUCGACGUGCGAAGAUCAUCGCCACAUUAAUGUGGUUCAUCUCUCUGUUUCCAGUGCUUCCGAUGGCUAUACAGUUUUCCGCCAGCUAUGGUUUGUGCACCAUUGACCCUCAUAUUGCAUCUGACUCCUGGUGGUUGGCUUUUCUUAGCUACACAUUCGUACUGGGCUUCGCCUUGCCGUUCACCGUAAUGAUCGUGUUUUACACGGCACUUCUAGUGACUCUGAGAAACGCCAGAGAGCAAACGUCUUCACUGGAAAGUCACAGGUUUGAGACACAGGUUACUAAGAUGGUAGUGGCGGUUGUUUUGGUGUUUGGCAUCUGCUGGAUGCCGUUCUACGUCUUUAACUUUUGCUCUCUUCACCGAAUUGACCUGGUGCUUGAUUUCACGCGUGGCUUUGAGUUUGUGGUGCUGCUGUCGUACUCUUGGAGCUGCGCCAAUCCAAUACUGUACGCAUGUCUGUCGGAAACCUUUCGAAGGCAUUUCCACGCCCUCCUCUGUCCUCACAAGAGCUCUCGGACUCACUUUGACAGAGACACCGAGGGGUUUGUCUUGCAUGACACUAAUGCACAAAGCAUGCAAGCUUAAUACAUCUCUGUGUAUAUCUAAAUAUUUAGAAGGGUUCGUGUUCAUGCAAUGCAUACCCACACUGCAAACAAUCAAUCUUUGCUUGCCACAUUUUGCGAGUACCCUUCAAAUUAUGAGUCUCUGAGAUUGCUUUUGCUUCUGUGCAAUAGAGAAAAAGACUUGAGCAGACUGAGUCAUCAUCAUAAGUGGUGGGUGGAAGUCAAUAACUCACCUUAUGGUGCAGAAACGCUCUUUUUGCACAAAGAAAAGUUGCUUGCUUUCCAUGCAGAAGAAGGGAAGGUGUUGUGAGGAUGAUUAUGCCAUUUCUGCUCUUCUGUACAACUGCUGAGCGUGGACUUCAGGAUGAUGUCACGGUUGUCAUGGCAUCCGGCUCGGACCAAAUAUUUGAGGACUUUUGUUUGACUGUUGCCGAAUGACACAUGAAAAAAGAAUGUGUCUGUGAAUCUGUUCGAAAUUAGUUGAUAAAUUAGAUGGUAAUGGACAACACUGGUUUAAAUGAACAUGUGUUAUUAAUUAUAUAUACACACUAUAUUUACACAGGGUAUUGUAUACAUAUAUAUGUAUCAUUAUUAUUAUUAUUAUUUUGGUUCUACAGGAUGCAAAACCAAGAAACCAGAAGUAAUUAUGCUUUGUAAUAUAUUCAGAACUUAUAAUUAGAAAUCAACAAUUUACCUUUGUUUUCUGCUUAUCACAUUAUUUUGCCAAUUUUUAUGUUUUAUGCCAAUAUUUUACUUUAUUGCAUGUAUGGAACGCUUGCAUAUAAUCAUCCAAAAAUAUAGAUGUUUACUCUCUACAGAUGUAAACUAUCAUUGCUCAUAAACA